This is a messenger RNA of Penicillium soppii, 789 nucleotides long. RefSeq names its product PEX11 domain protein. Gene Ontology annotation, biological process: regulation of peroxisome size; peroxisome fission. The coding region runs from base 1 to 789 and encodes 262 amino acids. Gene Ontology annotation, cellular component: peroxisomal membrane. The record is from RefSeq and is a predicted model, not a curated record. The transcript has 4 exons. NCBI's taxonomy places the organism in Eukaryota, Fungi, Ascomycota, Eurotiomycetes, Eurotiales, Aspergillaceae.
AUGAUUUCACAAUUCUCCCGUUUUGUUAAUUCAGGCGCUGGUCUGGAGAAGACCCUCCGUCUGAUCCAAUGUGUCUCGCAGGUCGUCGCAGCGCUCACCGUGAGCAGUGCUCUGGCCGUGCAAUUAACAACGGUCAAGCUGCAAUUGGCAUUGACGCGGAGAUACUUCCGCUUCUUUGGGUUUAUUGACUCCUUCCAGCGCGUGUCUGCUUUGCUGGGUAAGGAUGGGUUCAGCUCCAUAGCUGGGCUCAUUGACCUAGCCAAAUGGACCUGCUUUGGCCUUUAUUUUGUCUUGGAGGACCUGACAACGCUUCAUGCAAUGGGCGUCUAUGCAGUUUCUUGGAAUGAUCGUGUCAUGGAUCAGGCCAAUACUUUCUGGCUAUAUGCCCUCUCUUUCUCCAUAGCCGGGGUAAUCUGGGCUCUGCUGUUCGGCUCCGCACAGCAGUCCCCUAAAGAGACCAAGAAGGACCAGAAAGCCCAAUCUGGGAAGACUGCACCGGUCAAUGUGACUCCUGCCUCCGCUCUUCUUAAGAAGGCGCUGGUUGAUGGAUGUGAUCUGCUCAUUCCCUUGGAGCUUCUGGGAUGGUGGCCCACCGGAGAUGUGGUAGUUGGAUCGACUAUGAUGUUGAGCACACUGCUCACUGCUCAGGAUAUUUGGGCACAAAAAGACCAAAAAGAAAAAGAAAUGGACUCGCGGGGAAUCGAACCCCGGACCACUCCCAUGCUAAGGGAGUAUUAUACCACUAAACCACAAGCCCACUUGAUGAAUGAGGCCUCGAGAUUGUGCUAG